AUGGAAGUCUUCUCUUGCCUGUCCCAUCUUUUGGAUAAGUACUUUCCCAGUAGACCACUUCUACAGCCACUAUGGGACCACAUGAGGCUUCGUUACUCUGAUACUCUCAGGUCCCCACUCUUUCCUGUCGUCCUUACCGUAUCAUCCUACAUGAUUUUCUGUAUCCCGUAUCUAAUCUUCAACCUCAUAGGGAGAAGAUGGCCUUUUAUCCACAAGUACAAGAUCCAACAAGAUAGGAACCCUACAGGAGCCAUGAUUAUCCACUGCCUUGGAAUCACACUGUACAACCAUCUGUUCUAUAUCUUCCCUGCUGCUGUUGCCCAGUGGUACUGGAGACCUCCAUGCCCCCUCCCAGAAGAAUCUCCAACGAUCUUGGAUAUAAUGUUUGGAGUGUUGGGAAGCCUUCUUCUUUUUGAUUUCCAAUACUUUAUCUGGCAUAUGAUCCACCAUAGGAAUCGAUGGCUUUAUAAGACUUUUCAUGCGAUUCACCAUGAAUAUAUGGCCCCUUUUUCCCUUGCCACACAGUGUCUUGGUGGUUGGGAAUUAGUGACAGUUGGGACCUGGACCACAUUAAAUCCCAUCAUCUUAAGGUGCCACCUUCUCACUACCUGGAUCUUCAUGGUAUUCCACGUGUAUGUCUCUGUAGAGGAUCACUGUGGUUAUGACUUCCCUUGGUCCACAUCUCGCUUGAUUCCAUUUGGAAUUUACGGUGGGCCAAUAAAACAUGAUGUGCAUCAUCAAAAGCCCAUGAGCAACUAUGCCCCCCACUUUACUCACUGGGACAAAAUUUUUGGCUCCCAUGCCGAGUUCAGUUCUGUCAAGGGUGUCCUGGAGCUUCCCACCCCUAACAAAACUUGCUGUGCAAGCAAACAAGAGGACAGUCUGUAUGAUGAAAGUGUAUCUCCUACAGAAAGGGUUGCUGAAGAAAGAAGCUAAUGUCCACUUAUCUUGAGAAGUUACAUUUGUAUUAGUGAUGAAAAAGAUUCUUAUUGGCUUAAUUCCAAGCAUCUUAAAUUCCUGCUGCAUUUGUCUUGCAAUUACAUCGAUGAUAGAAUGGCAAAUGAAAUAUAAAAGAAUCAUAGAUAGCAGUUUGAUGAUGUCAAGUGGCAGGAAGGUCCAGUAUUGUCAAAUCAGUUGGCAUAGGUACUGCUGUAAGGAUCUAUAGUAUUAAAAUAAUUAACUGAUAACACUUUUAGCAGUGGCAGCAUUUUCCAAAUACUAAUAUUACACAUGCAAAAGCAGUAUAUAUUGCUGAGGAUGACAGCGGUAAAAUAAAUGUGAUAACUUGCA
Spea bombifrons (plains spadefoot toad) is the source of this 1290-nucleotide messenger RNA. RefSeq names its product cholesterol 25-hydroxylase-like protein 1, member 2. Gene Ontology annotation, biological process: sterol biosynthetic process; cholesterol metabolic process. The transcript has a single exon. Gene Ontology annotation, molecular function: iron ion binding; C-4 methylsterol oxidase activity; steroid hydroxylase activity. The coding region runs from base 1 to 936 and encodes 311 amino acids. The record is from RefSeq and is a predicted model, not a curated record. NCBI's taxonomy places the organism in Eukaryota, Metazoa, Chordata, Amphibia, Anura, Pelobatidae.